This is a messenger RNA of Hydractinia symbiolongicarpus, 1791 nucleotides long. RefSeq names its product leucine-rich repeat-containing protein 15-like. Lineage: Eukaryota; Metazoa; Cnidaria; Hydrozoa; Anthoathecata; Hydractiniidae. Gene Ontology annotation, molecular function: protein binding. The transcript is spliced from 2 exons. The record is from RefSeq and is a predicted model, not a curated record. Bases 121 to 1563 code for a protein of 480 amino acids.
AAAAAAUAGAACACCUAAAAGUGAUAUUUAAUAAUAUCAAAAGUAAGAAAGUGAAGUCAACUUGAAUUGGGAAGAAAUCAUUGCAUACACCUUACUUGUGAGGUUUAACAAGAUUUAAACAUGGCGGGAACAAUGUUUUGUCUUCUGCUUAUCUUUCCGUUUACCAUGGCAAAAUAUUGUCCUUCCUAUUGCAGAUGCCCCAUCUAUACUGCUACCCUAAGAUGUCAAGAAAAGACAGUGCAAGAACUACCCAGGCUAAAAGGUUAUUUUAGGAAAAUGACUUUCGCUAUGGAUGAAAUUCAAAAUAUUCCUGAAAAUUAUUUUCAAAAAUAUCCAAUGUUACAAGAGAUUGUUUUUAUCGGUGGGAAAGUGCAACACCUUCGCCGACAUACGUUUAAUGGGUUAAAACGUUUGAAGAAGAUUACAAUUACGAAGAGCGAAUUACGUUCCCUGACAACAGAAGUAUUUCAAGGCCUUAAUUUGAGGAAGCUUUCUGUUAGAAAUAAUAAGCUUAAUUCACUGAGUGCGGAGACAUUUAAAGGACUGGGUAAGCUUGAAGAACUCGACUUAGCUCAAAAUGAGCUUGUAAAUCUACCUAAAGGCGUAUUUAAAUAUUUAAAAAAUCUACAAACGUUAGAGUUAAGUGGAAACAGAUUCAAGAUACUUGAUUCAAAUUGGCUUUCAGGGCUAACUCGACUUCGCAGGCUUGCUAUAACAAAGAAUAGAAUCAUGAAAAUUGAUGAUUACGCGUUUGAAGGUUUAAAAAAAUUACAAUUUCUUCAUUUGGAAUAUAAUCAAAUCAAGGUAUUAAGCAAUUAUACAUUUUUUGGAUUGGAAAAUUUAGAUAUUCUUAGCAUAUCACACAAUAACAUACAAAAAAUUGAGAGUGGAGCUUUUCAAUAUUUCGGCAAUAUGAAGAAUCAACUCCUUGUGAAUGAAAAUAACGUAAGCAUAAUUUAUCCGUAUACAUUUUCACCACUGAAAAAUUUGGAGCGGUUAUCUUUGAGAAAAUGUGGCAUCGUGGAACUGUCUAUAAAUUCGUUUAAAGGCAUGAACGGCUUGUCAUUUCUCACCCUUAAGAACAACAACAUAACGCAUCUACAAAACAAUAUUUUUAACGGACUACCUAAUGUUCGAACCUUGGAUCUACAACACAAUGAAGUGGAAACGAUUUUCCCUAAAGCUUUUCAUGGGUUAACAAACUUGGCAGAGCUGUUUCUUGAUUUCAACAGAAUCUCGACAGUGAAGAAUAUCAAUUUUAAGGACACCAGAAACCUCUAUGAAUUGCAUUUAACGAAUAACCUGAUAACAUCGAUUCAAGAUAAUGCAUUUCGACCUCUGAAAAAGCUUCUAUUGAUAUACCUAUUUAAGAAUCGGAUUUCUAACAUCAGUACAGGAGCAUUCAAUGGAUUGGUCAAUGUACAAUAUAUGGAUUUAAGCUUCAACUUAUUAAAUGGUAUUCAGCCUUCAACAUUUAAUGCUACGCCUAGGAUUGUCUCUUGCAACGUGAUAAGGAAUUUGAAGAAGUUCGAAGUCAAAUUUCCACGAAGACCCUGGUAUUAGAUGGUAAAGCGGGACCAAAACAUCAACACAUAAAAAAAGGAUGUUUUAACUGGCGCAUAAUGAGAGUAAAUUAAGAACAUCAAACAUACAAAAAAAUGAAUUUUUUAUUAACCGAGAGUGAUAAGCUGAAAGAAAACAGUUAAUUAUAUUUUCUUUUGUAUUCUUUAUUAUAUGAGAAGAAUGUAUUAUAUUAAAGCUUGUUCUUAUACUAAUGGCGCGGACAUAAAA